Messenger RNA from Dipodomys ordii (Ord's kangaroo rat), 1678 nucleotides. RefSeq names its product stomatin (EPB72)-like 1 (gene Stoml1). The record is from RefSeq and is a predicted model, not a curated record. NCBI's taxonomy places the organism in Eukaryota, Metazoa, Chordata, Mammalia, Rodentia, Heteromyidae. Gene Ontology annotation, cellular component: plasma membrane. The transcript is spliced from 7 exons. Bases 216 to 1157 code for a protein of 313 amino acids.
AUCCUCUGAUCUUUGCUUUCAAGGAUGCCAGGCGUGAGCCCUGGGCACGGGGCGGGUCCGGAGUGUGAGGAGAGACCCGGCCAGCAGACUCCCCCCAAAGCUGGUCCUCCUGCCUCUGCCAUGGCAUCAUCAGUUUCCUGGGCUUUCUGCUGCUUUUGAUCACCUUCCCUAUUUCCGGCUGGUUUGCCCUGAAGGUUGUGCCCACCUACGAGCGCAUGGUGGUGUUCCGUCUGGGCCGGAUCCGCCCCCCACAGGGGCCUGGCAUGGUUUUACUGCUGCCCUUCAUCGACUGCUCUCAGAGGGUGGAUCUGAGGACCCGAGCCUUCAACGUCCCUCCUUGCAAGCUGACCUCCAAGGACGGGGCCGUGCUGUCCGUGGGGGCCGACGUCCAGUUCCGCAUCUGGGACCCGGUGCUGUCGGUGCUGGCCGUGAAGGACCUGAACGCGGCCACCCGCAUGACGGCCCAGAACGCCAUGACCAAGGCUCUCCUCCGGCGGCCUCUGCCCGAGAUCCAGAUGGAGAGGCUCAAGAUCAGCGACCAGCUCCUGCUGGAGAUCAACGACGUGACCCGGGCCUGGGGGCUGGAGGUGGACCGGGUGGAGCUGGUGGUGGAGGCCGUGCUGCAGCCGCCCCAGGACGGCCCGGCCGGGCCCGGCCUUGACAGCACCCUCCAGCAGCUGGCUCUCCACUUGCUGGGCGGAGCCUUGAGCCCGGGGGCGGCAGGUGCCCUGCAGCCCCGGCCAGCCACCCCCGACACCUUGGAGAUGCUGAGCGAAGUGGAAGCACCGGCCCCUUGCAGUGGUGCAGGACCCGGCCCUGAGCAGCCCGUGGCGGAGGGGCUGCUGACCGCCCUGCAGCCCCUCCUGUCCGAGGCCCUGGUCAGCCAGGUUGGGGCCUGUUACCAAUUCAACGUCAUCCUGCCAGGCGGUAACCAGAGCGCCUAUUUCCUGGACCUCACCACAGGGCGAGGCAGGGUGGGACGUGGGGUACCCGAUGGUGUCCCUGACGUGGUGGUGGAGAUGGCGGAGGCGGACCUGCAGGCGCUGUUGAGCAGGGAGCUGCGGCCCCUGGGGGCCUACAUGAAUGGGCGGCUCAAGGUGAAGGGCGACCUGGCUGUGGUCAUGAAGCUGGAGGCUGUCCUCAGGGCCCUCAAGUAGCUGCCUUUGCUGUCACCAGGAUGAUCCAGCUGGAUACCUUGUGUCAAGCCAGUGGGGCUUCCUGGAGGAGGUGUUGGUUUGCACUGGGGCGGGCUGAGGCUCGAUGAAGUUUGGAGGCCCAGCCAGGAGGCCAUAGAUGGAGGCCAGGAGACGCUGGAGGCUGUUCUGUACUUGGUAUUGCGCCCAGCAGGUCUCUGGGUAGGCUUUUGCCUGUGUCCAGCUCAGCUCACUGACAGUCCCUGAGCUGGCCACCCAGCGUGGAGAUGUAACCAGGUCACAGAAACCACGCAGGCCAAGCCUGUGUGAUUGUACAAAGCCGAGGCCUGGGCUCCAAGCCCCAGGGUGGAUGGAGUGCGCAUGUGUCAGGCCGGCCUGGCGGGGCAGGGCGGGGCACAGCCAGCCUGCAGCGCCCCACAGCCAGGCCCCAGCUCAUCCUGCAUGCCUGACGGAGCUGGGUCUCGAGUCUCACUGUCCACGCUUCUCUCCGGAGGGGCAAAUAAAUGUGAAGUUGGUUUACACUG